AUGGAAAAUAUUAGUUUAGAAGGUUUCAUCUAUGAUUGUUCGCAGAAUGGUAUACGAACGAUUUAUUGCCCUUUGAUCGGUGAAGUUUGCAUCGAUGAAACAACAGAAGUAAUUAGCAGAAGCAGGAAACCAGCUGUUGGAAUGUGGUGUACGUUUAAAGCAUCUUAUCAGGAAGGUAGAAAAUGGUGUGCCCGAAAGGUUGUAUUAAUGUCAUAUCCACGAUUGAAAUGCCUCAUGGGAGAGGAUGAAUGUACUGUUAAAGGAACAGCAGUUGUGUGCAAUAUAAGUGGUGAUUCUGGCUACCUCUGGAAUGACUACAUUGGAUUGAUUGCCAUUGAAGGACAAAUGGUAUAUCAAUUGAAACCAUUAACUGCUGUUGAAUUCCAGGCAGUACCAUUGAGGAAGAGUGGUACACCAGCCUAUUUUAUGGCCAAAAAAGUCAGCGUCGAAUCGGAAAUUGUAUUUCAAUCUGAAGUUCUGCUUUUCACACAGAAAGCUGAGAUAAAAGCAGAUGGUCGAGCCUAUGUGUCGGACUGUGCUAUUACUUUAUUAGACAUAGCAUAUUCUCGCCAAACAAUUGUCCCUGCAACGUUAUCAGUUCUUUAUUACAAAACGUACAUUGAUAGUGCUUCUGGCAUUGGUAUUUAUGCAACUGCUGAUAGUAAUAUCGUUGCUGGAAUUAAAGACGAUUUUUUUACGACUGAACGAUGUUUUCAACCAUACGGUGAACAUCAAGAAGUUGAAUUGUUCGAGGACGCCCUUAAUAGUCUGACUGUGAUGUCGAGCCAGUUAUCAGUUGUCGAUGAUGAAACACCCAUUAUAAAAAUUGACAUAUCACCGACUGGGAGCGUUGACGAACUCGUGGAGACCAACAAAAAUGACCAUUCUUCAAAAGUGGUUGAUUCGUUAGCUGGUGAUUCCAACUGUUCAGUGAAUCAAAGUUUGGAAUCAUGUUCAUCACUUAAUUUUCGCAUUUUGGACGAUGAAUUGGACUCUGAAAAUAAGUUUCUCCCCAAAGCAAUUGCUCAAGAGCUGCUGCGUUCAAGAUUAACAUUUCGCACGAAUCCACGACUUUUUGAAAUUAUAGUAGCUGAUAGGAAAAGAUUUGUUUGUCAAUUCCAGGAAGAUAUAUGGGAUAAUGAAUUCAUUGAGUAUUUGCUACAUAAAGUGAAGGAGGUGAAACGAAGUCAGAGUGAAAAUGACGGAAAAUGUGACGACAUAAAUAGAUUGAUCUAUCAAUCUCAAAAUAAUAUUGAAAGCAGUAAAAAAGAGUUUCACGAUGAAUUAAAAGCUCAUAAAGAAGAGAAGCCUCCAUCAGCACAACAUAUACAAAGCAUUGAGACUGUGGAGGACAUAAAAAAUGAUUUGCAAAUGAGGAAUGAUGUUGGCUCCAGUCGAAAACUCUCUGUCACCAACCGGACUGUAAGCGGGAUGGAUUUAAAGUCUUUGUCAAAUCCAGAAGAAAGCAUCUUCGUCGGGAAGACUGCACCUACGUGGAUUGAUGAAAUGGAUAAACUCUGCGUGAAAGUGCUUUCAAAUGCCCGCCUUCGUAAUUUUGUAAGCGUGAAUAAAAAUGGAAAUGAUCUUCUUCGUGAUAUAAUGCAUUAUUUAGAAUAUCAAAUGACAGAAGAGGAGAUGAAAGAAGAACUUGGAAUUCCACUUUCCGAAGUAACGCCUGAAUGUUUCAAUAUUGUGCAAAAAGAACGAGCGCUUGGUAUAUGUCGAAAACUUAUGGAAAUGAACGGUUUUGAACGAAUUGCUAACAGUAAAAUUCCCAAAAUACCGGAAGAAUAG
Molecule: messenger RNA, 1794 nt
Organism: Cercopithifilaria johnstoni
Lineage: Eukaryota; Metazoa; Nematoda; Chromadorea; Rhabditida; Onchocercidae
Source: the annotation of a GenBank genome assembly